AUGACGAACCUUUACUUCACCCAUUCGAGCGCGCCGCUCAAGACGGUCGAGGAGAUCCAGUUCGGCCUCAUGUCUCCUGAGGAGAUCAAGAACAUGAGUGUCGCCCACAUCCUCUAUCCCGAGACGAUGGAGGAGAACGGGACAAAGCCGCGCGACGGAGGCCUCAACGACCCGCUCCUCGGCUCGAUCGAUAGGCAGUUCAAGUGCAAGACGUGCACGCAGGCCAUGGGCGAAUGCCCCGGCCACUUCGGUCACAUAGAGUUGGCCAAGCCAGUGUACCAUCCAGGUUUCAUCAAGAAGGUCAAAAAGAUCUUGGAGAUUGUCUGCCAUAACUGCAGCAAGGUGUUGGCCGAUACUAGCGACCCCGAGUUCGUCUCUGCCAUCAAUACCAGAGACCCCAAGGUUCGCUUCCAACGCGUCUGGACAGUGUGCAAGAAGAAGAGGAGAUGUGAAAACGAGGAUCGCCAGAACAAGGACAAGGAUGAAGAGUUUGCACCCGGAUUGAAGGCCGCCCAGGGGGUCGACAACCACGGCGGGUGUGGCAAUGUCCAACCCGCCGUGCGUCACGCUGCGUUGCAGCUCAAGGCUGUCUACGAGGUUGUCCAGGAAGAUGGCCCCAAGCGGAAGGAGAGCAAUCCCGUCACGCCCGAGACGGCGUACAACAUCCUGCGGCGCAUCUCCGAGGAAGACCUGCGCAACAUGGGGCUCAACUCGGACUAUGCUCGCCCCGAGUGGAUGAUCCUCACCGUCCUGCCGGUGCCUCCCCCGCCGGUUCGCCCCAGCAUUUCCAUGGACGGCACUGGAACCGGCAUGCGAAACGAGGACGACUUGACGUACAAGCUCGGGGACAUCAUCCGCGCCAACGGCAACGUGAAGCAGGCCAUCCGCGAGGGCUCCCCCCAACACAUUGCGAGGGACUUUGAGGAGCUGCUGCAGUACCACGUCGCCACGUUCAUGGACAACGACAUUGCCGGCCAGCCUCGGGCCCUCCAAAAGAGCGGCCGUCCCGUCAAGGCCAUCCGGGCUCGCUUAAAAGGCAAGGAGGGUCGCCUGCGAGGCAACUUGAUGGGCAAGCGUGUCGACUUUUCGGCCCGAACCGUCAUCACGGGCGACGCCAAUCUUUCGCUACACGAAGUCGGCGUUCCACGCAGCAUCGCCAGGACCCUGACCUAUCCCGAGACUGUCACGCCCUACAACAUCGGCAAGCUGCACCAGUUGGUCGAGAACGGGCCGAACGAGCAUCCGGGUGCCAAGUAUGUUAUCAGAUCUGACGGCACGCGCAUUGAUCUUCGUCACCACCGACGCGCAGCUCAAAUCUCGCUCGAGUAUGGGUGGAAGGUCGAACGUCACCUGAUGGAUGGAGACUACAUCAUCUUCAACCGUCAACCGUCGCUGCACAAGGAGUCGAUGAUGGGCCAUCGCGUCCGCGUCAUGCCCUACUCGACGUUCCGUCUCAACCUGUCCGUCACCUCGCCGUACAACGCCGAUUUCGAUGGUGACGAAAUGAACCUGCACGUCCCUCAGAGCGAGGAGACACGUGCUGAGAUCAAGGAGCUGUGCCUCGUUCCGAACAAUAUUGUCUCUCCGCAGAAGAAUGGACCCUUGAUGGGCAUUGUGCAGGAUUCCCUGGCUGGAGCCUACAAGCUCUGCCGGCGAGACACCUUUAUCGACAAGGAGAUGGUCCAGAACCUGAUGCUCUGGGUCCCCAACUGGGAUGGCGUGAUCCCCCCGCCGGCCAUCUUGAAGCCUCGGCCGCGGUGGACUGGCAAGCAAAUCAUCAGCAUGGUCAUUCCUCAAGAAAUCAGUCUGCACACCCCCGAGGACGAUUCUGAGAUUCCACUCAAGGACACCGGCCUCCUCAUCCAGAGUGGCGAGCUCAUGUACGGUCUCCUGAAGAAGAAGAGCAUCGGCUCGGCCGCCGGUGGUAUCGUGCACCUCUGUUACAAUGAGCUUGGCCCCAGUGGAGCCAUGGCCUUUCUCAACGGUGUGCAGCAAGUCGUCACGUAUUGGCUCCUCCACAAUGGUCACAGCAUCGGUAUCGGUGAUACUGUCCCCGACAAGCAGACCAUCGAAAAGGUUCAGGUCCACAUCGACACGCAAAAGGCCGAGGUCGCCAGGUUGACGGCCCAGGCCACCGCCAACGAGCUGGAAGCACUUCCUGGCAUGAACGUCCGAGCCACGUUCGAGAACAAGGUCUCGAUGGCUCUCAACCAGGCCCGCGACCAGGCCGGUACCACGACCCAGAAGAGCUUGAAGGACUCGAACAAUGCAGUCACAAUGGCCGAGUCCGGCUCCAAGGGUUCCUCCAUCAACAUUUCCCAGAUGACGGCACUUGUCGGGCAACAAAUCGUCGAGGGGAAGCGCAUUCCGUUUGGCUUCAAGUACAGGACGCUUCCGCAUUUCACAAAGGACGAUUACUCCCCCGAGGCUCGUGGAUUUGUUGAAAACUCGUAUCUCCGCGGUCUCACGCCCUCCGAGUUUUUCUUCCACGCCAUGGCUGGUAGAGAGGGUCUCAUCGACACUGCUGUGAAGACGGCUGAAACGGGAUACAUCCAACGACGACUCGUCAAGGCUCUCGAGGACCUCAGCGCACGGUAUGAUGGAACUGUGCGAAACUCACUUGGCGACAUCAUCCAGUUCCUCUACGGUGAGGAUGGUCUCGACGCCAUGUGCAUUGAAAAGCAGAAGCUCGGAAUCCUUAAAAUGUCCGAUCCUGCUUUUGAGAAGAAGUACCGACUGGAUCUGGCCAAUCCGCCUGAGUGGUUCAAGACGGACUACGAAUACGGCAACGAGCUGACUGGAGACAAAGCUUCCAUGGCGCUCCUUGACGAGGAGUGGGAUGCUCUGUUGUCCGAUCGUCGCGAGGUGCGCUCCAUCAACUACACGAAGAUGGGAGAAGAAAUGAUGCAGCUCCCGCUCAACAUUGGCCGCAUGAUCGAGACGGCGAAGCGAGUCUUUAACGUCAAAGCCACCGAUCGCAGCAAUCUUCGCCCGUCAGACGUUAUUCUAGGUGUGCAGAACGUCCUCAACAAGAUGAAGAUUGUCCGCGGCUCGGAUGGCAUUUCCCAGGAGGCGGACGCGAACGCGACUAUCUUGAUAAAGGCCCUGAUGCGGUCUCGACUGGCAUUCAAGGAAAUUGUCAAGGAGCAUCGUCUCAACAAGCUCGCCCCAGGCGAGAUGGUUGGCGUUCUCGCGGCCCAGUCCAUUGGCGAGCCAGCGACUCAGAUGACUCUCAACACGUUCCACUUUGCUGGUGUUUCGUCCAAGAACGUUACCCUCGGCGUGCCCCGACUCAAGGAAAUUCUCAACUUGGCGAAGGAUAUCAAGACGCCUAGCAUGGCUGUCUAUUUGAACACGCGGCUGGGCAAGCAGGAGGAGGCCAAGAAGCUGCGAAGCUUGGUCGAGUACACCAAUCUGCGGUCUAUCACGUCUGUGACGGAGAUUUACUACGAUCCAGAUAUCCAAGGCACGAGCAUCGCCGAGGAUGUGGACAUGGUCGAGUCCUACUUUUUGAUCCCCGAUGACACCCAAGACACCCUCGAUCAACAGUCGAGGUGGCUGCUGCGCAUCACGCUGGAUCGACAGAAACUGCUGGACAAGGAAAUCAAGAUUGACGAUGUCGCCCAGCGCAUCAAGGAGGAGUAUCCUACCGACCUGGGCAUCAUCUUCAGCGACAACAAUGCCGACGAGCAGGUGAUUCGUAUUCGAACCAUCAGGCAGAACGAUGAAAAGGAUGAGAACGGAGAGAAGCGCAUCGAGGACGACGUCAUGCUCAAGCGCCUCGAGUCUCAUCUCCUCGACACGCUGACUCUCCGCGGUGUUCCUGGCAUUGAACGGGCUUUCCUGACCAAGGGCACUCGCCUCGUCGAAGGCGCAGACGGAGCGGAGAUCGCCAUCAAGAAUGACACACGAUGCACCCAGUGGUACUUGGAUACCAGUGGUUCUGCUCUUCGUGAAGUGCUCGCGGUCGACGGUGUUGAUGCGUCGCGAACGUACACCAACGAUCUGUGGCAAAUUGUCGAGGUCUUUGGCAUUGAGGCGGCGCGGUCGGCGUUGGUCAAGGAGUUGACGAACGUGCUGGCGUUUGACGGCUCGUACGUCAACCAUCGUCACAUUGCCCUGCUUGUCGACAUCAUGACGUACCGCGGAACCAUCUCGGCCGUCACUCGACACGGCAUCAACAGAGCGGAUACGGGCGCGCUGAUGCGCUGCUCCUUUGAGGAGACGGUCGAGAUUCUGCUCGAGGCCGCAGCCACGGGCGAGCUCGACGACUGCCGCGGCAUUUCUGAAAACGUCAUGCUCGGGCAGAUGGCACCCAUGGGCACAGGCAACUUUGACGUCCUGCUCGACCCCAAGAUGCUGGAGACGGUCAUCUCGGACAACUCGCGCAUGGGUCUGAUGCCGGGCAUGCCGACCAAGGAUGGCGAAGCCGAGGGCGCUGCGACGCCGUACGACACGGGCUCUCCCAUGGCAGACUCGGGCUACAUGAGCCUCAGCUCUCCCGCGGCUGGAAACUUCUCGCCCAUCCAGGGCGCAGGCUCGGAGACGCCGACAGGAUUCGGCACCGACGACCAGCCCGUUCAGCACGUCGCCGACAUCGCCGUUCAGUGCAGGCAUGGGCGGCCCUUCGUCACCGUCGUUUUCGCCAACGUCGCCCAUGCUGCGACCGACGAGCCCGGCCAGCCCCAACUACAGUCCGACGUCGCCCAGCUACUCGCCAGCGUCGCCGUCAUCGCCCCGGCACUACUCGCCGACAUCGCCGGCGCAGUUCAACUCUCCCACCUCGCCAAGCUACUCGCCGGCCAGUCCCAACUACAGCCCUGCCUCGCCCAAUCUGCACGGGGCAGGGGCCACGUCCCCGUCCUACUCUCCGGCGUCUCCCUCGUGGUCCCCGACGUCUCCGGAAGCCUACUCGCCGACGAGCCCAGGCUUCUCAAGGAGCCCGGGCAAUCAGCAGUCGCCGACCAGUCCAAGCUACUCGCCGACGUCUCCAUCCUUUUCUCCCCGGACCCCUGGCCCGGGCGCUUCGGGGAACCAAUACUCUCCUAA
Messenger RNA from Hirsutella rhossiliensis, 5049 nucleotides. RefSeq names its product RNA polymerase rpb1. The transcript has 6 exons. Gene Ontology annotation, cellular component: RNA polymerase II, core complex. Gene Ontology annotation, molecular function: DNA binding. The coding region runs from base 1 to 5049 and encodes 1682 amino acids. The record is from RefSeq and is a predicted model, not a curated record. Gene Ontology annotation, biological process: DNA-templated transcription. Lineage: Eukaryota; Fungi; Ascomycota; Sordariomycetes; Hypocreales; Ophiocordycipitaceae.